AUGAGCAGUAUCUCUUCUGCAAAUGUCCCCGAUUCAGCGACUACUCAUUCUCUUUCGACUUUGGCGAGUCCGAUAAGUACUACGUAUGCUAGUUCUAUUAAUGAACAGUUUGCUGCUACGACGCUUGAUGGAGGAUCAAGACCUGCGAGUCGCAUUUGUCAUCGGCAUAACCCAUCAAAUGGGACUUGCUCGACUUUUGUGAAUGAGGAUGAAGAUGCUAUCAUCACUGGAUAUCCCGAGUUUGACGUUAAGAUUCGUGGCAUCAAUGAGUUUCAGAGACAACCUGUUCAAGAACUCCGACUUGCGAGUACCGAGUCCUUUAUCAAGGAAGAAAGAGUCCUCACACCUACAGAGUCCCGUCAUACAAAUGACAUUCCAGACUGUGAUGACAAUGAAGAGGAGUCAGAGGAUGUCACAACUGAAGAUGCCAACCUCGUUCUUAAUUAUGCUCUGCAAGUCAUAUACGGCGUUGAUCUCAACGACACGUCAAUCGCCCAAGAUAAAGUCCAAAGUCUGGUCUCCAACUUUGCCCAAGACAUAAGCCAACACAUGUGGCAAUCCGCCUCAGACGGCCAAGCAUCGUUCACCAUGUCAAGAUCAAGCUCGUCCUCCACACCCUCACAAGAUGCCUCCAACAAUGAUCGACGAGGAAAGCGCAAGAAGCAAGCCAAGCGUGAUGAUGAUGGUGAUGAAUUCAGCGACGGCGAAGGCUCAGGUUAUUUACCCACCAAGCGCCCUAGACCUAACCCCAAGGAAGAUGAGAAUCUGCGACUUAGCUGUCCUUUUCGAAAGAGAAAUCCUCAUCGGUUCAACGUGAGAGAUCAUCAUAGCUGCGCAAUGACUUAUUUUCCGAAAUUUGCUGAGCUUAGACAACACAUCGUCAAGCAGCAUAAACGGGAUGAUCCUUCAGCUUACGUUUGUGAUCGAUGUAGUCGUGAUUUCCCUACGCGAAAAGAACUCCGCGAUCAUCAACGUCUACCGAAAGAGCACAUGUGCGAUAUCGCUGAUGCUGACGCGGAGAGCGGGAUUGAUCCUCAGACUGCGACGAAAUUACUGAGUAGGAAACGAGCAAGUGGUACUUCCCCUGAAGUUCAGUGGAGAGAGAUUUGGAAUAUUGUCUUUCCGGAUGAUGAUGACGGUGAUGUCCGACCUUAUGAAUACACUCCUGUUAUCGAACACUUUGAAGUAGCAGCCAACUACCAGAAAGCAUUUGAUCAACUCAAACUCUCCCUCAUAGACAAGAUUUCCAACCCCGCCACUCUCGAAACGUUGUCUACGAAAUUUUAUCAAUGUUUCGUUGAGACACUGGAUCACUGCAUCGCCAACGCUCAAAGCAUGCCUUACACAAAUCGCAGUAACAAGAAGAACGAAAUCAUGAGAUCACAAGCACCACAGAGUAUCAUGCAGCGAAAGAGCAGAGAUAUCAUGCCCAGACCCGAUUCCGGUGUAAUACUCGACGAUGGCUCUGACGAAAGCGGUAGUCUCGGACAUAGGGAUAGUCUAAGGACUAUUCGAAGUGGUGCUGCAGGAAGAGGAAGCCAAGUACCCGAGACAGUUCUCGAGAUCGUGACACCUACUACCAUGGGUCCUGGUUUUGAUGAUCUGAUGCAGCCUUCCAUGCUAGCCAUGUCGAAUGGGCAGAUUGGUGCGACAGAUGUACAAGCCUGGAAUAACGGCGUGGUGUAUCCCCAGAUGAUGGCGGAUCAAAUGCUUCCAGGAAAUGGUAUGACGCCUCAGACUGAUUAUAUGAACUGGGGUCAGAUGUACCCCGGCUUUGAUACGCUGGGGAAUGGGUUUACGGGAUUUAAUGGACAACAGUGA
Messenger RNA from Fusarium poae, 1821 nucleotides. RefSeq lists its product as uncharacterized. NCBI's taxonomy places the organism in Eukaryota, Fungi, Ascomycota, Sordariomycetes, Hypocreales, Nectriaceae. The record is from RefSeq and is a predicted model, not a curated record. The transcript is spliced from 4 exons. The coding region runs from base 1 to 1821 and encodes 606 amino acids.